AUGAACUGCAAAUGCUGCCACUUUCCAAAUUUGUCAAUAGAAAGAUACGAGACCUUAAAAUUAACACAAAACAAAAAAAUCACCAAGGCAGAUUGCAACACGCAAAAUAAAAAAAAAGCUGCAACAGGCGAAAGGCAACUAACGAGAGGAAGUAAUGCUGAAGGGAGAGGCCGCAACGGAAGUAGUGCCGAAAGUAAUGGUGGAAGUAGAGGUGGAAGUGAAGUCGGAAGUGAAGUCGGAAGUGGAAUCGGAAGUGAAGUCGGAAGUGAAGUCGGAAGUGGAGUCGGAAGUGGAAUCGGAAGUGCAGUCGGACGCGAAGUCGGAACCGAAAUGAGAAACGAAGUAGGAAGCGAAAACCGAAGUGGGUCGAACGCACGCAUAAUGAAAAACGCAACUCACCAAAAAUUCACAGGGAAUAAUAAAAUAAACUCAAUCGAGAAAAACAAAAGUAAAAGCUGCUCCUUGAGAAACAUUAUGGGUUCCAAUUCGGCUCCGAAUAAAGACAUCCAUGAGGACACCUCGAAUUGGGGUCAGCUCUUUGAGAACGCAGAAGGGGAUCCAGGUGUAUACACUCCAUCUAAUGAGCUUCUAGACGAAAAAAAUAUCUGGAAAUAUGCCAAGGGAAUAAAGAAAAAGAAAAAAAAUAUGAAUAUUGCAAAUGUUUAUACAGUUUGUCAAAAUGAGUCCUCUUUAAGCAUCGAAGAGAAGUGCCCCUUGGUAGGAAAACACAAGGACGUGCUGUUAGUAGGAGACGAAACUGAAGAUCCCCUUAGAAUGAAUGGGACUGGGUUUGGAGAAAUGCUCAUAAGUAAGAAGAGCUAUUUAAUUGCGGGUUUGGCGAAUAUGCCACGUGGGGAGAAUAAGGAUGUGUUCGCGGAGGGAAAAAGUGGACUUAACAUUGGACGUAGUAGUGAUCAUAGCAGUGGACGCAGUAGCGAACAUUAUAGUGGGCGCAGUAGCGAGCAUGGUAGUGGGCAAAGUAGCGAACAUGGUAGUGGGCGAAGUAGCGAGCAUGGCAGCAAUCGUAGCAGCAAGCUUAGCAGUGUUACUCAGCAUGCCGACGGAAGUGCCAAGGACCAACAGAAGACUCAAGGGAGCCAAACAAAAGACAUAGCCCACGUAGCUGAUGAUAUGCCGUUACUAGCAAUCGGAGCGGAAGAAUGUAAGAAACCAAAAAAUUUAAAAGACGAGGAAUACGCUAAAAAGAACCACCAGGAAGACAUUUCAAUGUACAACUUAAUUCGCGACAUAUGUAAAGGUUCCAAGGGGGUGAAGAACAAGGAGGGGGAAAUCCUCCUCAAUUUGGAAAACCUAGCCAGUCGCGAAUUAGUGAAGAAAAGCACGUCAUCCAGAAAAGCGAUCAAUCACGUGAAGGAGAAAAUAUCGUCAAUUUUCCAUGCGAAUGAGGGGAAGAAACAGGACCCCACGUGUGCAGGUGGAAGCUUAAAUUCUAAUAAUCAAAUCGGUUUGCCCAAUGGAGACACAGUAGAAGGGCAUAGCGAGAAAGGAAGCGCGGAGCGUGGAAUCGAGCAGACGGGAGAACAUGAAAGCGAAGCCAGGGAUGACCCGCGGGAUGACCAAAUGGAACACCUGAGAAACCAACUAAAUCACCAUUUGUACAAAAAGUUAACAGAUGACACAAUUACCGAAAGUACUAAUAACACCUGCUCCGAUUUCAAUGAAAGUACGCACAACAACAGUUCCCCGAAGAGCACCAAGUUUUUAUUCAGUAUGUGCAAUGAGGAGGAGAGGGAAUUAUGUGAGAAGAUUACGCUGCCCAAGUCUACAACCAACAGUGCAGUCAAUAGCAUGAGUGUGUACAUGGACUCUUCUUCAUCCAUGUCGGAUGGAAGUUUAUUCAAUGACGUAAAUAGGAAUAAGUCAAACGUAACAGAAUACGAGAAGAAGGAGAAUAUUUCAUGCAAUGUUCAGAAAAAGAGAGAUUGUCCAAAUAUAACUCCAUUGAAGGGGGGUCCCCUAAUCAAUCAUACCGUGCAUGAUAAAAGCAGCAGCGUUAGGAGGAAAAGUGAAGUUCCUAGUAGUUCAUUCCCCAUCCAUGGGAAAAUAAUUAAUCUCGUUGGGAACAGCCAAGCACAACAUGCUGAUGAAGAAAAUAAAAAGGACACAAUCGAAGAAGAAGAAGAAGGAAACAAAAUAACCAAUUUGAAAAGAAGCAUAAACCGAGAUGUAGAUUACAGUUUAAAAAAAAAAUUAAAAAUAGAAGACUAUUCUUUACUCAAUUUAAAUAUAUAUAAAAAUAACCCCCCAGAAUUGUGUAAAAAUAAUAACUACAAUACGUACAUAUUGAAAAGCCUCCAAAAUUCUUACCUAAGAAAUAAAUUAUUCAACGGAACGUACAACCAAAUCAGUAGCACCAGUACGAAAAAAGAAGGUGGAAUCCCGUCCUACGUUGAUAAUAGCCCCUUCAAUAGUACAGAAAAGUAUAAGCAUAAAUACAACAGCAAGAGUGGCAGUACAGAAGAAUAUGAUGAAGCGGAGGGGUGGGAUUUUAUUAGACUCACAAAUAAUGAAAUGGAUGAGAAAAUCAACAGUGAAGAAAUGGCAAAGGGAAAAAGGAAGCAACUUAACGAUAUGAAUAGCUACUAUAAUGAUGUACUACUCAAUGGUAUGGUAUGCCCCCAAUCUACACAACUUAUAAACGUAGAUAACAAUGCAUGCAGAAGUAGCCCCUUCAAGGAACAAAACUUUAGCGCUACAUAUAAAGGAGGCGAAUCAACUGACGAUCAUUUUAACAGCAUAUAUACGAAUGAUGCAAAUUACUCCAACCUGUUGAAGGAAAAACAGUUGGACAAUGUGCAUCUGAAUCUACGUGAUAUUAUAAACCUCCUAGAGAAAGAAAGAAUCGGAAACUUAUACAAUGAAGAAGAAUUAGAAUCCAUAAUAAUUCCUGUUGGAGGAGUUUACUACGAUUCUGGUAGACAAAAGUGGUUAUACAAAUAUGACGAUGGAGACAAAAUGACAAAUAUGAGGAGGAAGUUUUUAUAUGCACAAAGCUAUUCUUAUCACCAGUCCAGGCAGAUGGCACUACAACAUAAGUACAACUACAUAAGGAAGAAGUAUAACAUUUUUAGUAACCUUGAUGAUGAGGAGAGAAUGUUCUUUGUCUCCAUCAGUGGGUAUGCAACAGGUGGAGGGGCUGCAAACAGGGGAGCCCCAAACGGGGGAAACACCAACCAAAGGGUGAGCCCAAACCAGGGGAAGAACCCUCUCUCCAAGCUCCUCAACGAGUAUGGCAACGACGCUAGCACUACAUAUGGCUGUACUGCCAAAGAACAAAGUCAGAGACGCAUAGAGAGGUGCAAACAGAAGGCCGACCCGAAAGAAAUACAACCAGAAGGUGAAGAAGCAGAAGAAAUAAAUCGCUACCACAAUGGCACCGAUGAAAAGCAACACCCUUUUUACAGUAUAAAUAAAAGCCCCUCCGACAUUAGAGAACCAAAUUUAAAUGACACGAUUAAUCCGUUAAGCAUUCAGACCCCCCUCAGUGCUUCUGCGUCUUCAUCACAUGAAGGCACUCAAACAAACUGUGCAGUUAGUGGCAAAGGGAAAGCGGACUUCCCUAGUUAUAACAUAAUAAACGGAAAAAAGGAUGUACACAAUUGGGUUGGAGAAUUAUCCAAAAGUAACAUAAAAGAAAAAUCAUUCUCAGAUGGGGUUCAAAACCCAAGUACUGUUACUCAAAGUGGAGACCCCUAUGGAGAGUACUUCCCCAAUAGUAGCAUCACCUCGAAGACGAGAGCCGUUCUGUACAAAACUCUAGGAGUAGAAUUCUCCAACGACUUGGUAGAAAAAAUGCAGAACCUACCGAAGGAAAAUAUAUUCUAUGAGAGAGACAAAAAAAGAUGGGUGAUUAAAAUUUUCGAAAAGAAGACAAACACCUUGUUAUAUUUCAAAGAAUUUGAUUGCACCGUUUUUGGAUUCGUCUAUGCCUGCAUCUUAACCAUAGAACAUAAACAUCUAUAUCUAGACUAUUUUCUAAAUGAAAAAAAUUACGAUUUCUUGAUGCAACUGAUCCAGAAUAGCUCCUUGAAAAGAAAGCUUUACUUCAACUCUGCAGUUCGAUCGACUGGCCUAGGCAGCAACGGGAACCUCGCAGGGGCCAACAUGUUCUUCAUGGAGGGCGUCAAUGAGGAGGCGAGCGUAGAAAUGAGUGCAGAAGUGAGUGCGGAAGCGGAUGCCGAAUUGAAUUACGAUGCAGAUAGGCAACGAAUCAAAUCGGGACACAACCCCAACUUUGCCUACUUGGUGGAUAAUCCAGACGCGGUAUGGAACGACAAAGGGUUAAGCCGAUUUGGAGAAUUUUAUCAAACGGAAAAAUUCGGAAGGGAAAAUUUAACCAUGUAUAAUAGCGGCGCAUCGUUGAGCAAACCCUCACAGGUAGGACAUAUUUUUGCCCAUAAGAAGUACCCCUCGAAAAAUGAUUUGCAAGCAACCAGAAAUGAUACGGCUGAUAGAAGAAAAAAUAUUCCUUCCUGUUUUCAAAACCAAAUGGAUGGAGAAUAUUUUACGAAUGCGAUUGGUACAAACAUCUGUGGAGGAAAUGCCGACUGUUCGCGAGGGAAGGAGAAAGAGAUGAACUGGCUACAAAUGGAAUGGCCACAAAAGGAAUGGUCACAAAAGGAAUGGCCCAAAGCGGAACAGUUCAAACGAGGCCCAAAGAAGGAGCACCGUAUUACUGAGAGGGGACGAAAAAAUAAGACCCGUGAGGAAGGAUCCCAAAAUUCCUUCGUUGCCCAGAUGGAGAAAAUGCAACAUUAUCUUCCACACGAUGAAGAUAAUAACAAAACGAUGAUCAUAAGUAACGUCCGAAGUGACUGCCACAACGAAGUAGCGAGCUGCAAUGGCAAUACCGACACGCUGUCCCCCCACAGUGGAUUCCAGAAUAGCGAAAUUUGCAAGGAUCAAGUGAUAAAUGCUAACGAGACUGAUGAUAAGAAUAGGAAGAAAACCAGACAGACGAACCAAAUGAAGGCGAAAAAAGAUUCCCUAUAUUAUAAAAAAACGAAAAAUUCAAAGGAUGCUGUAGCAAACGGAAAAGACUCCACCCUUCCGGCGGACUUGAUGCAAGAAGAGACAAAUAAUUUGAUCAAAUUAGAUUCCUACAUAGAAUCUUUGGAAAAUAAUACGGACGUAAUUUCCUUGGCGAAAGAAACAAUCCUUUUGCUUCUUAAAGACAUUAUAAAUUGUAUCCCCUUUCAAAUGGCCCCCUCUGUAAUAUCGAGAAAAAUUUAUUACCAAAAAAUUAAUGCGCAUGUUAAGUUUGUAUAUCAUUCUCAAAAUAUCCUCGAUUUGAUGCCCUACUUCUUCAUAUUCAAGAAUGUCAUUAAGCAGAAGAAGCUGCCGAGUGACCAGUCCCUGUACAUUUGCAACGUCUUGUUGUACGCCUUGUUCGAGGCGUAG
Molecule: messenger RNA, 5421 nt
Organism: Plasmodium cynomolgi strain B
Lineage: Eukaryota; Apicomplexa; Aconoidasida; Haemosporida; Plasmodiidae
Exons: 2
Coding region: 1-5421 (1806 amino acids)
Source: RefSeq, a predicted model, not a curated record